This is a messenger RNA of Xiphias gladius (swordfish), 3191 nucleotides long. RefSeq names its product ceramide synthase 2a (gene cers2a). Lineage: Eukaryota; Metazoa; Chordata; Actinopteri; Istiophoriformes; Xiphiidae. The transcript has 11 exons. Gene Ontology annotation, cellular component: membrane. Gene Ontology annotation, biological process: ceramide biosynthetic process. The coding region runs from base 456 to 1598 and encodes 380 amino acids. Gene Ontology annotation, molecular function: DNA binding; sphingosine N-acyltransferase activity. The record is from RefSeq and is a predicted model, not a curated record.
CCGCACUCUCAACAUACUACCAUAAUAUCCACUAUAUCCGACCACUUGAACUACCCGGCGGAACGGUAACACGCCGAGGCCCAUUCAGACUACUUUAAUAAGACGGAAAAGUGAUAAAGAAAGCCUCAUUUCUUAACGGCCCCCCCCCCCCUCCCCACCUUGUUUAGACCGGCCUGAGGUCACGACCACAAGGGAGAGUUUCGAGGAGAAAGUGCGAUACAGUUGUUUUAUUUUUUAUUUUUUUUCCCCACCCCUGAGAAUGGGGCAAAUCUGAGGGUUUAGAGAAAAGGGAAAAAGGCGGACCGCAGCUCACUGAACGACCAACAAGUUGGAGUGUGUUUAAUGGCGAGAACUACUUGAAACCUCCUCGGCUACAACAGGAACAGAGGAAGAGCAGCCGCCGCCGCCACACAUUUUGAGAACACAUUACCUGCCCGCGUACAAUUGAAGAGAGGAUGUCUUGGCUGAGCGAGCUGAUAUGGACGGACUGGAUUUGGUUUCCUGAAGGCCACGGCUGGGCUGACCUGAAGGACCACGAUGACCAAGUCUUCCCCAAAAUGCAGGACCUCUGGGCUACUAUCCCCAUUGCUCUCUGCUUCCUGGUCAUCAGACAGAUAUUCGAGAGGACAGUAGCGAUUCCUCUGGCCUCUCUGCUGGGAGUGAGUGACAAGCAGCGUGUUUGUGCUCCUCCAAAUCCCACCCUGGAAUCCUAUUUCUGCAGUACAUCAAAGCAUCCCACACAGAGCUCCAUAGAGAGUUUAAGUAAACAAACGGGCUGUUCAGUGCGACAAGUCCAGAGGUGGUUUAGGCAGCGGAGAAACCAGGACCGGCCCAGCAAGCUCAAGAAGUUUCGGGAAGCCAGUUGGAGAUUUACCUUUUACCUUCUUGCUUUCUUUGCUGGCCUGGCAGUCCUUAUUGAUAAACCAUGGUUCUAUGAUAUGAAGCAGAUGUGGGAUGGCUUCCCAAAAAUGCCACUGUUGCCUUCUCAGUACUGGUACUACAUGAUCGAAUUAGGCUUCUAUGUCUCACUGCUUUUUAGCGUAGCAUCGGAUGUCAAACGUAAGGAUUUCAAAGAGCAGAUAGUUCACCAUGUAGCCACCAUCCUCCUUAUCAGUUUCUCUUGGCUGGUCAACUACAUCCGGGCAGGGACUUUGAUCAUGUUAGUGCAUGAUGCCUCUGACUAUCUAAUGGAGUCAGCCAAAAUGUUCAACUACGCAGGUUGGAGGAAAACCUGCAACUUCAUCUUCACUGUGUUUGCUGCCGUUUUCAUCAUCACCCGUCUCGUUAUCCUCCCCUUCUGGAUCAUACAUACUACAUGGGUGUACCCCCUGACCCUCUACCCCCCCUUCUUUGGCUUCUACUUCUUCAACGGGCUGCUGCUUGUGCUGCAGGUUCUGCAUAUCUUCUGGGCUGCGCUCAUCUUGCGCAUGGUCAUCAAAUUCCUGCCAGGAAAUGAAAUUGUUGAGGAUGAGCGGAGUGAUAAGGAGGAGACCGAGUCAGAAGAUGAUGACGAUCGAGAGCGGAGGGAAAAAUCCAAAAACGGCCACAUGCAGAAUGGCCACGCUCCCAUAAACAACAACCACAGAAAGAGGUACUGAUUGGACAGUGAGAGGUGGAGAUGAGGCCAUGUGAGGACUGACGACGGGCCUUCACAUGUGGCCCUAUCUGACAGCCAAAGAACGAGAGCGUGGCAUGUUGAAAGAGGCAGCAGGCAGCGCACACACACACACACACACACACACACCCACAGACACACACACACACACACACACACACACACACACACACACACACACACACACACACACACACACACACACACACACACACACACACACACACACAGUAUACACAGACUCAUAUAUCUUUACCCUCCUUUCUGAAACCCUGGUAGUCCAAUGAGGAUCAUUUGACCGCUCUGUGGAUUACCCUAAUUUAAAUGGUGAGAAGAAGACUGCGCUGCAGAACCUCAGUGAUCUCCUUAGCCCCUAAGCAGCAGAGUGGUUUUCUCGUUACACACAUCCUCUCCUCUUUUCCCUCUGCUUCAGUGUAUUUUGCUAUUUGCCAAGAUUUUGUGCUUUUGACCAAGUUGCCGAAUCUGCCUGCUUGUAGCUUUAUGUUUUGUUACUGGAAGUGUUUUAAGAGAUGCUGUGGUUAGGAUGGGCAUUCCCUUCCUGCACAGUCAGUUAAUACUCUUCUAAGUAUUACUGCCCUUAAACUUGACAGAUUUUGCUCUAAAUAACCACACUGAAGUCAGUGACAUUGUAAGGAGCACUAAGGUGAAUGAGGCCAUGUCUUUCUAUGGACCAUAAUCUGAUUUAAGUCUAUUUACCAAAGUCCAGAGUGUCAUUUAAUACUGAAUCUGUGCAAGUUUGUUUUUGCACCUGCCAUUUUGUCACUUUGGUUCUUGCCAGUGGGUUUGAGCCGGUGUUGCUAAAAUAUAUUUGUUCCAAUGAUGUUUAAAACAAAGUAAUUGGUGAUAAAUAAUGUUUGUUUUUUAACAGUUUGAAACAGUGCGAGAAGGUGCUACAUCUGCCAGGUGUGUUGAUAUGUGCCUUAAGUUUGUCUUAAAAUGCUUCGCCUUAUUGGAAGCGGAACGCACAGAGAUCAUUUUAAAUGUUUGUUUAUGUUUAUGCUUAAUGUCUUUUAGUUGUUUGAUUUUACUUUGCUUUGUGUUUUAUUUGUUUUCAGUCCAGUGAGCGGUUUAAAUUUGGGAGCAAUAUGUUUGAGUGUAACCCAAACCAAUCAGUAACUGGUUAUGAAUUCUGUAUGGGCUGGAAGAGUCAAUAGCAUUUCCAUUCAGUGUUGUUUUUCCCAUCCAUUCAAAGAUGCACUUUAUGGUUUCUUUUAUAGAUCAGCAUUGACUAAAUGUCUAGUAAAGAAGCUAGGUAAAAGUGUUUGAUUCAAAUUCAAACCUGACUUAUUUUUAGUUUAGGGAGAUUUAGAGUAUGAUUUCAAUUUUGUUGAAUAUUUAUUCUCAUUAUUAUCCACCCAAUAUCUUCUUCUUUCUCACUGUUUUGGUUCAUUUUGUAAAAAACAAAACAAAACAAAAGAAAAAAACGGUUUAAUGAAAUCUAAAGCGAUAAAACUGAAACACCAAAGUAUGGUUUACAUUUUGUAUGACCGUGUCAUUUUCAAGUGCCUUCACCAUUUCAAGUGUUAAUUGUAAAAAAAAAACAAAACAAAAAAAA